This is a messenger RNA of Cladophialophora psammophila CBS 110553, 1038 nucleotides long. RefSeq names its product myo-inositol-1(or 4)-monophosphatase. The transcript has a single exon. Gene Ontology annotation, molecular function: inositol monophosphate 1-phosphatase activity. NCBI's taxonomy places the organism in Eukaryota, Fungi, Ascomycota, Eurotiomycetes, Chaetothyriales, Herpotrichiellaceae. The record is from RefSeq and is a predicted model, not a curated record. The coding region runs from base 1 to 1038 and encodes 345 amino acids. Gene Ontology annotation, biological process: phosphatidylinositol phosphate biosynthetic process; signal transduction; inositol metabolic process.
AUGUCAGAAGACACGAGCGAGCACGCCCUCUCGGACGGGGAACUGGCCGAGACUUAUGCCUUUGCCAUCCAGCUGGGCAAAGACGCGGGACAAAUCCUCCUGGACAGUCUGCACAAAAGACGCCGGGAUGGGAACGAGGACGGGCUUGGAGAAGACCUGCUGGUGAUGCAGGAAAAGCUCAACGCCGUCGACAUCGUGACUGAGACAGACACUCGCGUCGAGGAAUUCAUCCACUCGUCCAUAGUGCGCAAGUAUCCGGCGCACGCCUUCGUCGGUGAGGAGAUGUACUCCCAGGGCUUUUCCAAGGAAUACCUAGUGACGGACAAGCCGACGUGGGUGGUCGACCCGCUGGACGGCACCGUCAACUUCACGCACGGCUUCGUCAUGUUUUGUGUGAGCAUCGCCCUGGUCGUCAAGCAGGUUCCCGUGGUGGGCGUCGUCUACGCGCCUCUCCUGAACCAGCUGUUCUCUGCGUGUCGCGGGCGCGGCGCCUGGCUGAACGAGACGACCAGGCUGCCUCUCCUGGGACGCCGAGGAGUCGGGCCAAUCCCCAAGACCGCGCCAUCGAAAUGUAUCUUUGCGUUCGAAUGGGGCAAGGAUCGCAGGGACACGCCCCAGGGAAACAUGCACCGCAAGGUCGACAGCUUCGUCACCAUGGCUGCUGAAGUCGGCGGCCGGGAUGGUAAAGGCGGCAUGGUCCACGGUAUGAGGAGUCUGGGUAGCGCGACGAUGGAUCUCGCGUACACGGCCAUGGGCAGCUUUGACAUCUGGUGGGAGGGCGGGUGCUGGGAGUGGGAUGUCGCAGCGGGGAUUUGUCUGUUAAGAGAGGCCGGGGGAUUGGUCACCACAGCGAAUCCGCCAGAUGAUUACGAGGGCGCGAAGAUUGAGGAUGCAAAGUUGGGCGGGCGGCUGUAUCUUGCCAUUCGGCCUGCGAGUGAUGGUCCCGAUGGCGAGACGGCAAGGCAAGGGCAGGAGAGAUGUGUCAGGGAAGUUUGGAGGAGGGUAAGGAGGUUGGACUAUUCUAGGCCUGGCGCUUGA